UAUUCGUAAAUAUUAUAUUUGCAAAAUGGCGACCUGUAAUACGGAAGACAGUGUUGAUUUACUUGCUUUUGUUGAGGAUGCUGGUGGUGGAGGGACAUCUCUAUGGGACCCUGGUUUAAGCAGUGAUUGGGAUCAAGAGAAACCAUCAAAUCAGUGUAUCCUCAGAAUUAAACGUGAUAUAAUGACAAUAUAUAAUGAACCACCACCUGGGAUGUGUAUAGUACCUGACAAGGAUGAUCUCACCAAGAUUCAUGCCUUGAUAACUGGACCAUUUGACACACCAUAUGAAGGUGGCUAUUUCUACUUCAUGAUACGUUGUCCACCAGAUUAUCCUAUUAGAGCACCUAGGGUCAAGUUACAGACCACAGGGGAAGGAAAGGUCAGAUUCAAUCCAAACCUUUACAAAAAUGGGAAAGUUUGUCUCAGCAUUAUUGGGACAUGGUCUGGUCCAGCAUGGAGCCCUGCUCAGAGUCUUUCAAGUGUUUUAAUAUCAAUACAAUCAUUACUUAACGAAAAACCAUACCACAAUGAACCAGGAUUUCAAACUGAAAGAAAUGCAGGGGACGCAAAACGUUACAAUGACAUAAUACGACAUGAAACGUUACGUGUAGCUGUCUGUGAUAUGCUCGAGGGGAGAUGUAUGUGUCCUGAUGCUCUCAGAGAGGUGAUGGAGAAAUCUUUCCCAGAUUACUAUGAUUAUUAUGAGAGUAUAUGUAAAAGUAACCUUCAUCAACAAGGUGAAACUAUGCAGGACCCUUUUGGUGAAAGACGUGGAACUUUUGACUAUGAAUCAAUUCUUAAAAGACUAGAAAAAAUAAAAGCAACGUUAAGUGAGAAACAGACUGUUAGUUCAGAGGAGGAAUCGUCUGAUACUGACAUGGAAUCUCCGUCCACCGAAAGAUGACAACAACCUCCAGUAAUAGGUGUGCUAUGUUAAUGUGAUGUCAAAACCUUUUUAUAGCAAUUUUUGUUGUUUUUAGCUCACCUGUCACAAAGUGACAGGGUGAGCUUUUGUGAUCGCUUUUCGUCCGGGGUCCGUCCGUCCGUAAACUUUUACUUUAAAUGACAUCUCCUCAUAAACCACUUAGCCAAUUUCAUCCAAACUUCACAGGAAUGUUCCUUUGGUGGUCACCUUUAAAAAUUGUUCAAAGAAUUUAAUUCCAUGCAGAACUCUGGUUGCCAUGGCAACCGAAAGAAAAAACUUUAAAUAUCUUCUUUUAAAAAACCCAAAGAGCUAGAGCUUAGAUAUUUGGCAUUAAACAUCUUCUAGUGAGUGUCUACCAAGUUUGUUCAAAUAAAAGCCCUGGGGUCAAAAUUGGCCCCGCCCCAGGGGGUCAUUGAUUUUCCCUAUAUGUAUAUAGUAAAAACUUAAAAAAUCUUCUUUAAAAGAACUCAAAGAGCUAGAGCUAAGAUAUUUAGCAUUAAACAUCUUCUAGUGAGUGUCUACCAAGUUUGUUCAAAUAAAAGCCCUGGGGUCAAAAUUGGCCCCGCCCCAGGGGGUCAUUGAUUUUCCCUAUAUGUAUAUAGUAAAAACUUAAAAAAUCUUCUUUAAAAGAACUCAAAGAGCUAGAGCUAAGAUAUUUAGCAUGAAGCAUGUUCUAUUGGGUGUCUACCAAGUUUGUUCAAAUAAAAGCCCUGGGGUCAAAAUUGGCCCCGCCCCAGGGGGUCAUUGAUUUUCCCUAUAUGUAUAUAGUAAAAACUUAAAAAAUCUUCUUUAAAAGAACUCAAAGAGCUAGAGCUAAGAUAUUUAGCAUGAAACAUGUUCUAUUAGGUGUCUACCAAGUUUGUUCAAAUAAAAGCCCUGGGGUCAAAAUUGGCCCCGCCCCAGGGGGUCAUUGAUUUUCCCUAUAUGCAUAUAAGUAAACUUAAAAAAGUUUCUUUUAAAAAACCCAAAGAGCUAGAGCUAAGAUAUUUAUCAUUAAACAUGUUCUAAUGGGUGUCUACCAAGUUUGUUCAAAUUAAAGCCCUAGGGUCAAAAUUGGCCCCGCCCCAGGGGGUCAUUGAUUUUCCCUAUAUGCAUAUAGUAAAAACUUAAAAAUUCUUAUGUUAAAGAAUCCAAAGAGCUAGAGCUAAGAAUUUUAGCAUGAAACAUCUUCUAAUGAGUGUCUUCCAAGUUUGUUCAAAUAAAAGCCCUAGGGUCAAAAUUGGCCCGCCCCAGGGGGUCAUUGAUUUUCACUAUAUGCAUAGAGUAAAAACUUAAAAAAUCUUCUUUUUAAGAACUCAAAGAGCUAAAGCUAAGAUAUUUAGCAUGAAACAUGUUCUAAUGGGUGUCUACCAAGUUUGUUCAAAUAAAAGCCCUAGGUUCAAAAUUGCCCCCGCCCUAGGGGGUCAUUGAUUUUCCUUAUAUGUGUAUAGCAAAAACUUAAAAAUCUUCUUUGAAAAAACCCAAAGAGCUAGAGCUAAGAUAUUUAGCAUGAAACAUGUUCUAAUGGGUGUCUACCAAGUUUGUUCAAAUAAAAGCCCUGGGGUCAAAAUUGGCCCUGCCCCGGGGGUCAUUGAUUUUCCUUAUAUGUAUAUAGCAAAAACUUAAAAAUCUUUCUUGAAAAAACCCAAAUAGCUAGAGUUUAGAUAUUAAGCAUGAAACAUCUUCUAGCAAGUGUCUACAAAGUUUGUUCAAAUUAAAGCCCUGGGGUCAAAACUGGCCCGCCCCUGGGUGUCAUUGUUUUUUAAACUAUAUGUGUAUAGUAAACUUAAAAAAAUCUUCUUUUAAAAAACCCAAUGAGCUAGAGCUUAGAUGUUUAGCAUGAAACAUCUUCUUAUGGGUGUCUACCAAGUUUGUUCAAAUAAAAGCCCUUGGGUUAAAAUUUGCCCUGUUGGGGGGGGGGGGAAUAAUUAUUUUUCAUGUGUGUAGUUAAAAACUUAACAUCAUGAAACAUCUUCUAAUGGGUGUCUUCCAAGUUUGUUAAAAUAAAAGCCCUGGGGUUUAAACUGGCCCCACUCCAGGGGGCCUAUAUACAGGUGAGUGACCUCAGGGCCAUCAUGGCCCUCUUGUUUCUUGUUGUUAUGAUAAAUUAAACAGUUGUUGUUAUUGUAUAAAGAUAGUUACAGGAUUCUUAAUGACAAUAUUGUGCUUUAAAGCCACCUUCAGCUUUUAUUAUUUUUAUUUUUUUUUUUUGGAAAAACAACUCUGUGUUGUUUCAAUUGAAGUAUUUCAGUAAUUUUUUCUUAGAAAAAAAGCAUCAUAUCACUGUCAAGGUCUUUUUCAAAUAAGCGUCCCGAAAGUUUUGUAUAAAGCAUCAGUGACGUUUGUUUUUAAAAACAGAAAUGAGGAAAAUGAAUGUUCCGCUUCACUAAAGUAAAGUGUGGACUGGUGGUUUAGAGGUAUCGGGAGUUUCCUUAUUGUUUAAGAAUUCUAUCAUUGGAAAAUAUCAUUUUGCACCUUAAUUCUUUUGAUUUGACAAUUAUAUGAAAUAAUUUAUCUAAAAAUAAAAAUUAAUCUUUAGAAAAAGAUGAAGGUUGAUUAAAUUAUGAAAUUCCUAGGAGGGUUUUAUAGUAUGCAAGAUGUUUUGAAAAGUGCACAGAAAAAUGUACAAAGACUUGUUGUUUAAAGUUUCUUUUUCUUUUUUAGAAAUAAAAUCAUUACAUACUUCAAAGGGCAGGACAAACUUCCUUGCCUUGUGAAGUUGACAAUAUCCUUACUUUGAUAUAUUAACUACUUUCUGUGAAAGCAGCACACCUCCAGAUUCAUACUAUUGUCAUAAGUUUGACAUAUUGAUCUAGGGGUUGUUGGUUCCAUCCUAGUGCAAGGGGAAAUUUCUCUGUGAUAAUCCUGGACAUUUAGUCUAAAGGUCAUUUGUCUCUCACCGCUAGAAAUUAUUUUGGAUAAGGUGUCAGUCAGCAGACUUCUUAUAUAUAGGAAUAUAAUUUAACUGACCAUAAGAAUGUGAUAAGAUACAAAUAACCUUACAUAAAUUACAUUAAACAUGUCAAACUGUGAAAAAAUAACUGUACAUUGUCAUUGACUGGAUGGAUGUAUGAUGAUAAAAACAGAAUACUCAAGUCAUAUUUAUGCAAAUACAUGUAGUAUAAUAAUGUAUCGAGUUCAUUUUUAGCUCAACUAUUCAAUAAGAAUAAGUAGAGCUAUUGUAGUCACCCGAGCGUCGGCGUCGGCGUAACCACUUAUGUUAAAGUUUUUGUAAAAGUUCAAAUAUUUUCAAAGUCCAUUGACAUAUGGCUUUGAAACUUUGCACACUUGUUCACCAUCAUGACCCCAACCUGUAGACAGGAAGAGGUAACUCUAUCAAGCAUUUUGACAGAAUUAUGCCCCUUUUUCAACUUAGAAUUUACGUUAAAGUUUUUGUAAUACCUUGAAUAUUUUCAAAGUCCAUUGACAUAUGGCUUUGAAACUUUGCACACUUGUUCACCAUCAUGACCCCAACCUGUAAACAGGAGGAGGUAACUGUAUCAAGCAUUUUGACAGAAUUAUGCCCCUUUUUCGACUUAGAAUUUACGUUAAAGUUUUUGUAAUAGUUCAAAUAUUUCCAAAGUCCAUUGACAUAUGGCUUUGAAACUUUGCACACUUAUUCUUCAUCAUGACCCCAACCUGUAGACAGGAGGAGUUGCAUUUUCCUUGUCCGGAGCAUAACUUGAAAACUAAUGGUUGGAAUUCAAUAUAACUACAUACAUUUAUUGUAAUGUAUUUAUUAUAUUUAGUUGUCAUGAAAUUUUAAUGAUUGAAAGGGAUGAGGCCACUAAAUUCAGGUCAGACUCAUCUAUAUAAAUUCCACACUGUAACAUAUAUACUUAGCUGUACCUAAAUUAAAACUUAAAUGAUCACCUGAGGUAUUUCUCCGCCAUUAAAGCUGAGAAGUUGCUCUCUAAUUGUGACAGUGUUGGUGUAAGUUACAAAUAAAAUAAUCUCAAACUACCCCAACUCGGCCACAGUAAAUAAGAUUUGCAAUUGUCAACUAAAAAGAUUUUGUAAGAAGUAAACUUUUCUGUACAAUUUAUGUAUAUACAUGUAUAUUUUUCAAAAAAUGUGUAAAUGUUUGACUUUUGGCUGGACCAUAUUGUCAUUACGACUGAUUUUUACUGAUAUUUUAUUUGAAUUCUUGUUGACUCUUAUAUUUCAAUAAAAAGAGGUUACUUUG
Ruditapes philippinarum (Manila clam) is the source of this 5090-nucleotide messenger RNA. RefSeq names its product ubiquitin-conjugating enzyme E2 Z-like. Gene Ontology annotation, molecular function: cysteine-type endopeptidase inhibitor activity; ubiquitin conjugating enzyme activity. The transcript has 7 exons. The record is from RefSeq and is a predicted model, not a curated record. NCBI's taxonomy places the organism in Eukaryota, Metazoa, Mollusca, Bivalvia, Venerida, Veneridae. Gene Ontology annotation, cellular component: nucleus. The coding region runs from base 26 to 904 and encodes 292 amino acids. Gene Ontology annotation, biological process: negative regulation of apoptotic process.